Messenger RNA from Ochlerotatus camptorhynchus, 588 nucleotides. RefSeq lists its product as uncharacterized. The record is from RefSeq and is a predicted model, not a curated record. Bases 1 to 588 code for a protein of 195 amino acids. The transcript has a single exon. NCBI's taxonomy places the organism in Eukaryota, Metazoa, Arthropoda, Insecta, Diptera, Culicidae.
AUGGAUCUGUUCGAUUUGUGGUCUGUGCCGAUAAGCAGCUUGGUCAACGUCGUACACCAACGUUCUGAUCAGUUCACCAAUCAACUCAAGCAACAGUUUCCGGAAGUUUUUCGAAGCACGCUGGGUAGAUGCACAAAAGCGCAAGUGAAGUUGUACCUCAAGCCUGACGCACGUCCUGCAUAUUGCCCGAAACGACCAGUAGUGUACGCUGCACUCGCCAAGGUGGACGCAGAACUUGAGAGGCUCCAGCAAAACGGUAUAAUUUCUCCGGUUCAAUUCUCGGACUGGGCAGCACCAAUAGUCGUCGUACGCAAGUCGGACAAUGCAUCAGUCCGUGUAUGUGGCGAUUAUUCGACGGGGCUGUACAACGCGCUAGAAUGUGACCAUCAUCCACUGCCUCAUCCUGACGACCUCUUUGCGGAACUAGCUGGAGCACGUUACUUCACUCAUCUCGAUUUGUCUGACGCUUACCUACAGGUCGAGGUCGAGGAGGAAUCGCGAAAGCUACUCACGGUCAACACGCAUCGUGGACUGUUCCAGUAUAACCGACAACCCCCCGGAGUCAAGUCGGCACCCGGCGCUUUCUAG